CUUUAGCAUAAUGUAAGAUGACUAGAGGAAGCCUCUAGCAUAACGUAAGAUGACUAGAGGAAGCCUCUAUCAUAACGGAGAGUGACUAAAGGGAGCCUCUAGCACGAUGAGAAAUGACUAGAGGAAGCCUCUAGCAUAAUGUAGAGUGACUAGAGGAAGCCUCUAGCACGAAAUGGAGUGACUAGAGUCAGCCUCUAGCACGACGGAAUGAUAUCGGUGAGUGUGACUCUACCAUGGUAAAGAGUCGUGAUAAGGUAAGCAUGGGCCCACGGGCCGACUACGUAACCUUAUAUAUAAGGUAAGUAGGUUUUAAAUAGGGUAACUGAGGUUUAGAGCCUAUAAUAUAGUAUCACCCUAGAUUGAGGGUCUUAGAAAUUGAAACAUUGAUUAUAUACAGUGUUAUUGUCAUUGUACUUUUCAAAUGCUUCAAAGUACUGAGAUCCCCUUCACAGAGGAGGCCACCUCACAGUUUCAGGUAGAACUUGAAGGUUUCUACCACCGCCUGUUGCUUCGGGGAGAUCAAAGGAAGAAGACUUGGUUCGUGCUUCUUCCGGUUCUGUUUUGAAAACAAUGUGAAUAAUGCUCAUGGAUAUUAUUUUUUGAAUAAUUAUUUGAGGGCUUGUAUGACUAAGUUUUCCAAGUGUGGCUUGAACACUUGUAUUAAUGUUUCCGCUGUUUUAAUGAAUGUUUUACAUUAUGUUUGUUUAUGGAUGUACUACUAUGUGUGAAUGAUAUUCGAGACGCCUUGUAUAGUAUGGAAGUGUUGAACUGCGGUUGACUAUUCGUACUGUACGGCAGAUUGUUGACGUGUCCGGGUGGGUCCGGGGCGUGACAAUUUGAUUGGUAUCAGAGCCUUAGUCCGUAAACAUCAUAAUGAAGCUUCAAAAUUCUUUUUGAAAAUGAAUUUGAAACCCAUGAACAUAAGAAGUUUUGUACUUAUACAACUUUUGGUACUUGAGUUGCAAUGCUUCUAAUUGUUAAGAUGGUACCCUUAACAAUUGGUAUGACGAUGAUUUGUGCCAAAGGAUGUCUUUAAGUACAUAUUCGUCAAUUGACACUUGAUACGAGUCUAAUGACUCGCUCUCAAUUUCUUUCAGAAAUGGAGCAUACCGGGAAAGUAACUAGGAGGAACCCGACUGGCCGGGCACCGGGAGGGUCCGAGCGCGGCAGUAAAGUGAUUUCUAGAGUGUCUAGGGGACAAGGCCGUGGAGGCCAAGCUCAGACCAUGAGCGACGGUCAUGUGGAGACCACAGACGAGUUCUAUGUAUCCGAGGAGGAUUCAACUUAUCAAUCGGGAACUGAGCCGGUUGAGACCCCAUAUGAUGGGGAAUAUGAUGACGAUAGUCAAGGGAGCGAUGAUAAUGACUCUCUCAAGAGGAUUGAGGAAUUGUUUCGGCAAUACCAACAAGAUCGCCAAAUGCGCCGGGCAAGGCGUGCUUUGGGAGGGGCUUCCAGAAGAGGAAGCCAUGUUAGCUCUAGGGGACAUGAGGAACUCCGAGAGGGAAGAGGUGUCGAGGUCCCAAUAAUAAGGAUCUCGAAAUACCUAAAAGAAGCAAGGGAUUUGGGGUGCAAACCGUUCGAUGGAACGGGAGACAUCUCCAUUGUGGCUGAAUGGAUCAAAAGAUUCAACGAGGAGACCCUUGACAUGCAGCUGCCGCCAAACAUGAAAAUGAGAGUAGCAACGAGAUUGCUAGAAGGCAUGGCGUCCACGUGGUGGGACGGAAUUAAAGGAAAGUACGAUGAGGCCAUCACUUGGGAGAACUUCCGACAAGAGUUCUUUAACCAAUACUGUAAGGAAUAAUUGUAAUUAGAUUUUGAUGAUGCUAGAUUAAUUAGGAUCUUAGAGUACCCCUUUAGAAAUUAUGUAUUAGAAUUUUCCUUUGUAAAGUUCUUAGAUGUAUUCGACUUGACAGAAGACCUUCAAGAGCAGAAGACCUUCAAGAGCAGAAGGACUUCAAGAGCAGAAGUGCCUCUUAAGACAUUAUUGGAACAGAGGACCCUUGGUUCUCUGCUCCAGAACAGAAGUCCUCAGGAUCUCUGUUAGUCUUGACUCUGACAGAAACCCUUCUGGGUAUCUGUUGGAGACUCCCAACAGAAGUGCUCCAGGCCUCCUCUGUUCUACUCUCAGACAAAGACACCAGAAGGUCUGACACUUAGAAGAUUUUCAAAGAACCGGGAAGUCAACUAAAAGAUUCCUUCAACGGCUAGGAGUAUGAAACGGAAAAGCUACAGUGCAUGCAUUAAAUGCUCAUUUAAUGCACCCCAUGCUACGUAGAGUAAUUGCAGAUGAUUGGCCGCAAUGUCAGGAAUACUUUAUCCCAAAAUAGUAACCCGCCAACUUUAUCGGGCUCUACUAGUCAAGUCAAUUGAUCGCGCAUUAAAUGCAGUUGUCCUCCUACUCCUCCAACGGGAAGACAACCUCAGUAUAAAAAGAUACACUACGAAGAACAACCGGAUAACUUUUGCUAUAACUUUGCCAAGAUUACAUUGCAACUUUUGCUAACCACAAGCAAGAUAUUCAAACUCUGAAAAGCAAAAAGCCUCCUUGAGAUUCAAACUCAUUAUCCUCUACAAGAGAAGGCAGAAGUUGGAAAAAUACUCUUUCCAACACAAGCAAAGUUCCAAGUGUUCUUCAACUCUUCAAGCUCAUCACAUACAAAUCUUUUGUAACGAAGCUAGUUGGAGGAACCCCAGUUUCAACAGAAACUCUUCUUACUACAAGAAGGACGUCCAAAUAACUGGAGUAGUGAAGUGGUGAUACUUCAAGGAAACUCAGUGAAAGGACCAGUGUUAAAGGAAGCCAUGCAGUGCAUCCCAGGACACAUCUAGGCUUGAAGAAGACGUGGAGUGCUUCUUAAGUACUAGGACUAAGGCUUUGUAAACGGCAGUUUUUACAGCUUAGUGGAACAGUGGAUUAGAGGAACGAGUUGUUCCUUGAACCACUAUAAAAAUCCCUGGUGUCGUUUACUUACUGCUUUUAAUACUUGCACUUAGUUAGAACUGUAUAACUCCUUGGACUUGGUAUCUGUGUUCAGCAGAACUUGUUCUACGAGUUAACAGAAGGCCUACUGCCUAUUGCUUCUCUGAGGCUAACAUAACUCCCUACCAGAACCCCAUCCGCUGCCAGUCUGUUCUUUCAACAGAACAGGCUAUUCUGUAAAUCUGGUACUUAGUCUAAAAAGCUAAAAACCAACACAGUCUAUUCACCCCCCCUCUAGACUGUGUCCAGUAUAACCGGGACCAACAAGUGGUAUCAGAGCCUCCUUGUUCUAAUAAUCUCUUAGGUUAUUUGUUGAACAAAGAUCCACUUGUUUUUCUGUUUAACCUCAUUUCUAUCUGAUAUAAUGGAUCACUCCUUGUCCAAGAAUCUUAUGUUUUCAGAUCUUAAGUUUGAUGACUGGAGGAUCCGGAUGAAAGCACAUCUCUGUGCCCUGAAUGAUGAAAUGUGGGAAGUUCUUGACAUUGGCCCCUUCACUAGCUUCCAGAAGGUCAAUCCUGAACAUGCCAUAGACAACACCAGACCCCAGAUGAUUAGUAAAGCCAAGUCAGAAUGGACCACUGAAGAGAGGAGAAAGUACAACCUAGACAAUAUUGCCAAGGACAUCCUCUACAAGUCCAUUGAUGAUAGGUACUUCAACAGAAUCAAGAAGUGCAAGACUGCUAAGGAAAUCUGGGAUACUCUUGAGCUCAUUGGAGCUGGUGAUGAGCAAGAGAAGGACAACAAACUAACCAUAGCCAACAAGAAGUUUGAUGACUUCAAACUUCUCCCUGGUGAAAGCAUCUCCAAGAUGUAUGACAGGCUCCUCACUCUCACUGGAGAGAUCUCUGAGCUUGGCAAGGAUCUCACAACCAAGGAGAUCAACCUGAAGGUGUUGAGGGGACUGCCCUCAGCAUGGAAGAUGAAGGUAGUUGCUGUCCAAGCCAGCAAGGAUGUAAAGACUUAUCCCACUGAUAAGCUCAUUUCAGAUCUCAAAGCUCAUGAGUUUGAAAUGAUUGAAGAGAAGGAAGAUGUACCAGAAGAGAGGACCACUACAGCCCUCACUGCCAGCACAUCUAAGGUAAAUGACUUUGACCCUUCAGUACUUUUAUCUGAUGAAUAUAUGGCUGCCUUUGCCAGGAGAUUCAAAAAGUUUAUGAAGAAUCCCAAAGAUGGAAGGAGUCCAUCCUUCAACAGAAAGUCAUACCAGAAGGUCAAAUCAACAGAAAGCAGUGGAGAGCUUCUAUGUUACAAUUGCAGACAACCUGGCCACUUCAAGGCUGACUGUCCCCAUCCUAGAGUGUCCAAGAAGCAAGGACAGGAUGGAGAAAAGAAGAAGUACGAGGACAACUCCAGAAGAAGGAAGGCACUUGUGACAGAACAGCUGGAGAAAGACCCUCUGUCAGAAACAGAAUCCAGUUCUGACUCAGAUUCUGAUGAGGCCUUCUAUUGCCUUGAUACUGAGACAGAAGAUCUUUGCUUCAUGGCUCAUUCUGAUGAUGAGGUAACCUCUACUUCUGAAUCUAAUUUUUCUUCGGUAGGCUUAGCUUUUGAUUCCGAUUCAAUGUCAGAAUUUUGGGAAGAGUUUAAGGCCAUACAAGCCACUUAUUCCUCUGUAACAGAAGAAAACAGUAAGUUAAAAGCUGAAAUUCUUGACCUAAAGAAGGAGGUUGAGAUCAAAAUCAAUCUUCUAAUUGAGAAAAGAGAUCAACUGGAGACUGAAAAUGUUUCUCUUCUUAAGAGAAUAAGAGAAAUAGAGCCUCUCGAGAUUAAGUACAAAGCUUACCAGAAGGCCCAGUCUUCCAUGGAAAAGAUUGUACUUGAUCAACAGAUUGGCACUGGUUUUGGUCUUGGUUAUGGCUCAACAGAAUCAGGUGAGCCUUCUGUAAUGCCUAGCACCAGAGUUGCUAAGGCAGAUAAGGUCAUAGAGCCACUGAUUUCUAGCCCCAUCUGUCAAGCUGGUGUAUCUGGCACCAAGGUUGUUCAUGAGGAAGUCAGACCAGAAAAAGGCAAGAUAAAGGUUCAACAGAAACCCUUUUUGAAAAAUAAUGAACCUGGCAGAAAACCUAACAACAGAAGAGGUUUUCAAAAUAACAAAAAUAAAAGACCAUUCAUUGACAGACAACCUCAUGUCAAUCGUGCCAGAAAUGAUCACCAGAAGGGCAAAUAUCAAGAGAAAGUUAACUUCAGGCAAAAGAGGUUGGCUGGUCAACUUCAGAAGCCCAAGGUUAACCGUCCCUCUGCUCUUGAUAGUAUAUGGGACUUCUUUCCAACAAAGAAAGCUAUGCAAAAGUAUGUAAACAGGAAGCAUGACCCUCACAAGCAUCUGCCCAAAGUGAAUCACACUUCAGUUUACUAUAACUACCAGGUGGACAAUGGGUACCACCCACCAAGGUUUCACUUGAUGAGACCUAAAUGGUACCAACUACCCAGACUCCAUGACCCCCCAGGACCCAGCAUUGCUUGGGUACCUAAAUCUUUCUUUUGAUCUUGCAGGAACUGUGUGCUGGAGCCAUCUCUGAACAAGAAUGGUUUAUUGAUAGUGGAUGCUCCAGGCACAUGACAGGUGACAGAAGUUGCCUAACAGAGUUCCAGAAAUGCAAAGGACCUAGAGUUACCUUUGAAGGUAAUGACAAAGAAGGUCAAACAAAAGGAAGAGGAAAGCUGAUCAGGAACCAGAUAAUCAUUGAUGAUGUCUCAUAUGUCAAAGGACUGAAGUUCAACUUGCUAAGUGCUAGCCAAUUCUGUGACAAAGGCUACACUGUUGAAUUCACAAAGGACUUCUGCUAUGUGAAGCAUGAGACAAAAAGCUGGGACUGGCACAAAAAGCUCAACCAUUUGAAUUUCAAAACAAUCAACAAACUGGCCAGAGAACACAUUGUAGAAGGGCUACCAGACAUUGUGUACAAGAAGGAGAUCCUCUGCAGUGCAUGUCAGAGAGGCAAACAAGUGAAAAAUUCCUUCAAACCCAUUGCUGGAGAUCUUUCUACAAGUCCUCUAAAUCUGAUUGACAUGGAUUUAUUUGGACCUGUUGAGACUCCAAGCGUUGGUGGCAAGAAAUAUACCUUAGUCAUGGUUGAUGACUACUCCAGAUAUACAUGGACUGUUUUUCUAUCAAAGAAAAAUGAAACUCUUCAGAAGUUGCCAUCUCUGUUAAAGCAACUUCAGACUGAGAAGAACUUGAAAGUGAAGACAAUCAGAUCAGACAGAGGAACUAAAUUUGUCAACCAAGUCAUAAAGGACUUCUGUGAUCAGAAUGGAACUUUUCAACAGAAUGGCGUAGCAGAAAGAAGGAACAGAACUUUAAAAGAAGCUGCAAGAACAAUGAUUGCAGAAUCUGGAUUGCCUAUGAGAUAUUGGGCUGAAGCAAUCAACACUGCAUGUUAUACUCAGAACAGAAGCAUGAUCAACAAGAAUCACCAGAAGACCCCUUAUGAACUCUGGAAGGGAAGAAAACCUAACAUCAGCUACUUUCAUGUAUUUGGAUGCAAGUGCUACAUCCUCAACAAUGGAAAGGAGCAUCUGAAAGUAUUUCAAGAAAAGGCUGAUGAAGGAGUCUUUAUAGGCUAUUCAAACAUCAGUAAAGCCUAUAGAGUACUCAACAGAAGGACCCUACAUGUUGAAGAAUCCAUACAUGUGAAGUUUGAUGAAAGCACCUCUGUUAAAGAGGUAACAGAGAUUCUCAAAGAAGUCAACAUAGAAGACAGAACACCAGAACCAACAGAAGAGGUGGCAGACAAUCCUGCAUUUCCAACACCUGCCCCAAACCCCCUUCUGUUGAAUGAAGAUGAAGACUCUGAAGAUGAGGAACCAGAAAGACCAAGACAGCAGCUGACAGAACCAGACCUAACAUGGUUAAGAGAUCAUCCUCCUAACCAAGUGAUUGGUCAAAUCAGAAGUGGAGUUCAAACCAGAUCCACAUCAAGGAGAGAAGCAAUGCUUGCCUGCUAUAUAUCUCAGAUGGAACCUAUGACAAUUGAAGAAGCUCUUGCAGACUCAGAUUGGAUCAAUGCUAUGUAAGAAGAGCUCACUCAGUUUGAAAGGAACAAAGUAUGGGAACUUGUUCCUAGGCCAAAGCACCAGAAUGUCAUUGGAACCAAAUUGGUAUUCAAGAACAAAGCAGAUGAAGAUGGCAACAUUGUAAGGAACAAAGCAAGGCUAGUAGCUAAAGGAUAUUGUCAAGAAGAAGGAAUAGAUUUUGAUGAGACCUUUGCACCAGUUGCCAGACUUGAAUCCAUCAGAAUCUUUCUAGCCUAUGCUGCCUACAACAACAUCAAGGUCUACCAGAUGGAUGUCAAGAGUGCAUUUCUGAAUGGAGAUCUUGAAGAGGAAGUUUAUGUGGAACAACCACCAGGUUUUGUCAUUCCUACUCAAUCUUCUUGUGUCUACAAGGUUAAAAAGGCCCUCUAUGGUCUUAAGCAAGCUCCCAGAGCCUGGUAUGACACAUUGUCCCUUUUCCUAGUGAACCAUGAGUUUACUAAAGGAAAGCUUGACAAAACUCUAUUUCAAAUCUCUGUUGCUAAUCAUAUUCUGUUAGUACAAAUAUAUGUUGAUGACAUUAUAUUUGGUAGUACUAAUCCAGAACUGUGCAAGAAAUUUUCUCAAGUGAUGCAGAGUCAAUUUGAAAUGAGUAUGAUGGGAGAACUCAGUUACUUCCUAGGACUCCAAGUCAAACAAGUUCCAGAAGGGAUCUUUAUCAAUCAAGGGAAGUACACCAGAGAUCUAAUCAAGAAGUUUGGAGUGGAAGGCAAAUCAUCAGUGAAGAUUCUCAUGAACACGUCACAAGGAAUUGGUCCAGAUGAUGAAGGAAAGGAUGUAGAUGCAACAACAUAUAGAGGAAUCAUAGGAUCUCUGUUGUAUCUAACUGCAAGCAGACCAGACAUCUCAUUCUCUGUUGGAAUCUGUGCCAGAUACCAAUCAAAGCCCAAAGAAAGCCAUUUAAGUGCUGCAAAGAGAAUCAUCAGAUACAUCAAAGGAAAUCCAAAUGCAGGCCUAUGGUAUCCAAAGGGAGGUAACUUUGAGCUAAUUGGUUAUUCUAACUCAGAUUUUGCAGGUUGCAGACUAGACUGAAAAAACACCUCUGGUCACUGCCAAUUGCUAGGAGGAAGGCUUGUUUCCUGGUUUAGCAAGAAGCAGAACUCCAUCUCAACAAGUACAGUUGAGGCAGAGUACAUUGCAGCUGGGAGUUGUUGUGCUCAGCUACUCUGGAUGAAGCAACAACUGAAGGACUAUGGAAUUCAAGCAAAGGAGAUCAAACUGUUGUGUGACAACACCAGUGCCAUUGCUAUCACUCAGAAUCCAGUUCUUCAUUCCAGAACAAAGCACAUUGAGAUCAGACAUCACUUCAUCAGAGAUCAUGUGGAGAAGAAGCACAUCUGCAUGGAACAUGUGCCAACAGAAGACCAGCUUGCAGAUAUCCUGACAAAGCCUCUCCCUGAGGCUAGGUUCAACAAACUGAGAGAGGAAUUGGGAAUGAUGGAUGAGAUUCCAAGGGAAAGAUGAAAAGGAAGGCCCUCUGUUGCUCUUUUGCUGUUGACAGAAUUCUUGUAGCAGAACCCCUUCUGUUAACCCCCCUCUGUCAACCUCUUCUGGUCGCUACCCUGGCAGAACACCUCAGCAACAGAACCCCCCCUUCUUACUGAAAGACCCUCUCUUAUCUAACAGAAGGUGGUGGACUUUGAAAAUCUUGUAAACCGGGUGACCUAGUAAAUUAUUAAAGGUCUUUUACCCUUUUACCCUUAAAACGGUAUCAAGCCGUAUAAAAUUUACUGCGCCCCCGUUUAUUUACUGCGCCCCUUUUUACAUUUAUUGGUAUCUUGGAACCGUAAAUUAUCUCAAACGUCCACUAACCCAUAUCCUUAAAACCCCCUUUCGCAAACCUAAACCGUUACUGCUCUCAUAACUCUCAAGCUUUUGAACUCUUAUCUCUCAGAAAUUUUCUAACCGCAGUAAACUCCAUGGCCUUCUUGAGCUUCUCCGAUCUCUCCAAGGAACAAAAGGCAACCCUCCUAAAGAAUGUUUUGACUGGACUGAGAUGCGAACUGGAAGUACUACCCAGGUUUGCAGAGAAAAAGGAGCGGAUGACCGCCAUUGUUGAUGGUCUAUCUAAAUGCCAACUGAGCAAAAUCAUCUCCCAUGGUUAUGAAGCCUACAACAACGUGGACACUGUUGAGUUCUAUCUCAACUCAUCCUUCAAGGAUGAAGUCAUCUCCUCCGUCGUCCAAGGAGAAAAGGUGUUGAUUGAUGCUGACGUCAUCAACAACAUCUUCAACAUUCAGCAAAAGGAAGGUAGGGACUCUCUACUUGACUUGGAGGAUACUGACAUCUCUCUGACAGAAUUCAAGAAGAAGUUCUGCAGAAAAGGGGAAGAAGUAGAGAAGAUCAACAUCAAGAAGAACUUGCUCAAAAGGGAAUUUGAGCUGCUCAUAAACAUUUUCCACAAAUGUUUAUGGUGCAAGUACUCCUCCACAGAUGAUGUCACAACUGCCAAUGCCAAGGCCCUGUAUGCAGUGCAUCAUGGAGUGAACAUCAAUUGGGGACAAGUCAUGGUGAAGUCCCUGAUUGAAGUCAUCAAGAAGAAGAACCCAAAAACUAGCCUCUACUCUGGGAAGCUAGGACAUGGGCUAUUGGUUUCAGAAGUGCUUCUCAGACAAGGAAUACACUUGAGGAAUGCUUCAACCUUGGAUCACACCAAGGUAAUCUUCUUAACUGCUUCUCCAAAUAGGGAGAAAGCCAUAAAGGCUGAAAUGAAGAGACAGCUUCAACUUGAGGCUAAGAGACAACAGGGAGAGAAGGUACAGAAACCUCUCUCUGUAGCCCCUUCUGCUGAGAAGAAGAAAAAGAAGAAGAAGAAGACUGAAGGGGAAGCACCUGUUGCCCCUCCUAAGGCCGGACAGAAGAGGAAGAGAACCACCAAACCAAAGAAGAAGGUUUCUAAACCUGUGGUUUCUGAAUCUGAAGGAGUGGCAGACACUCAGGGGGAACCAGAGAUCCCCACCUCUGCUGCAUCUCCUGAACAGAACAGGGUGUCUACUUCAACAGAACACCCUAGUCCUGUCAAAGAUGGGUAUCUGUCCUUGUUAGACAGACAGUUUACCCGGGUUCUCGAAUGGAGAAGGUGGAGAAUGGGACCCCUCUCCAAAAUCAUCCAAUAUUUUGACCAUUAUGAGCCAGAAGAGGAAGCCAUUCUGAGCUGGGUUGGGACUGAUGAUGUCUCAAAAUGCUUUGCCCUCAACUUCCUUCACUCUGUUCUUGAGAAGAAGAAGGUGAGCUACAAAGGGAAGGCCAUUCUCAUCUCCUCCCCUUCAGAAGAGGCUGUCAAACCUCUUGCAGAGGAAGAAAUUGAAGCAUUUGAGGAAUGGCUGUUCACAAAGAUGGCAACAGACUCUAUGCAACCCCAUCUCAACCCAGGAGAGCCCUCUGUACCCAAGACAGAAGGGCAAGCAAUGAUGGAGCAUAUCAAGGAGUGGAGGACUUCUUUGCUCAAGGAGAACAUCAUUGAGGUAAUAUCUCCAACCCCCUCUGUUAAUAUCCCAACAGAACCCCUCAUUCCCUCACCUCCUUCCAGCACCAGAACCCCUCCACCAGAACACCCUGAACCUUUAUCUCCUAAACAGAGAACCCUCACCCCUUCUCAUUCACCCAAACAGAAAAUUACAUCUCCCUGCAGAGCAAUUGUUCCCUUCAGAAAUCGUUCACCCUCACCUCCACCAUCCCCCCUCA
Messenger RNA from Cuscuta europaea, 10699 nucleotides. The record is from the annotation of a GenBank genome assembly. Lineage: Eukaryota; Viridiplantae; Streptophyta; Magnoliopsida; Solanales; Convolvulaceae.